AUGGGUAAUAGUCGAUCUCGGAUCGGUCCAACAUCAUUCAAAGUAUUCGAUCUACACACUCGUGUUCGACAAAAAAAUCAACGAGAAGCACUUCAACUUCGUCUAGCAAUAAGAGAUUUGAAUAUCGAUAAGAGUGCACAGUUGACAAAGUAUACGUUUGCUCGUAUGGAAUUGCGAACAAAAUUACAUGAAUUAGAACACGAAAAUGGACAAAGACAGAUGUAUAAACUAUUCGAACAAAAUGAUCGAACGUCAAGGAGUAUUGAUAUGUCAUAUUUUUUCUUUUUUGGCAUAAUCUUCGACUCAUCGAUCGAUACAAUUCAACUUGAUGAUAAUCGUACUACUGAUAUUAGAACAUCUACGACACUCAACAAAGAUACUAAAAAAAGUUUAUUGCUAUAUGAUUUGGACGAAUCUAAAAAACAUCAGCAUAGUUCAUUAUUAGACUUUCCAAUAGACGCAGACGCAAAAAAGAAUGUAAAUACUCCAUUUUACUUAAGAAAAUUCCGUUGGGCUUCUAAACUUAACAAUGUCCCAAUGUCCAGAUUUGAAGCUUCAUCAACAAUGUCAUUGAAACAAUAUUCGGAAAAAAUGAAUCAAGUUAUCAAAAUAGCCAUUGCUAAAGCAGCACGCGACGAACAAGCAAAUGCUCGGCGAGAAACAAGAAAUAAUCCCGUUUAUUAG
Didymodactylos carnosus is the source of this 684-nucleotide messenger RNA. NCBI's taxonomy places the organism in Eukaryota, Metazoa, Rotifera, Eurotatoria, Philodinida, Philodinidae. The record is from the annotation of a GenBank genome assembly.